AUGAAUAGUCUUGGCACCACACCCUACAUUUCCACAACAGAGAGGGAAAACAAGGAUGUUAACUAUCAAAAUCUCGAAACCAGUCAACCACAAUCUAUCGAUUCAAGUCUUUACAAUAGAGGAGAUCAGGAUGUAUUCUCAUUGAGUCAGUUGAAACAUGUUGCUCCUUCCUCAAACAUUUCUGGAAUGGCAGAACCAAGUCCCCUCACUAACAGUAGUCAAUCAAGUGGUUUUUUCAAUGGAGAAGAAACUAAACCACUGUUGUCUGACUAUACCAAACCAGAGGCCGAACAAAAACCAUUCCAAUCUUCCACAUUUGAAUCUCCAACAUCAUUCAAGAGUGAUCCUCCAGAAAUCAAAGAUGAUAAAGGUGAAAGCACAUCCAAUUACUUGUCAUCAAAUCCUACCUUUGAUAAGGUUGACAUCACUCCACCCAAAAUUUCUGAAGAUACUGUUAUUAGUUCUACCAAUGACAAGAACAAGGACUAUGGCACUAAUAUAGCCUCCUCAUCUAUUGCUUACAAACCAAGUACAACACCAAGCAAGGACACCUCACAAGUUGUUGCCACAGGAGAAGGAGCCACCAAAACUUUAAAGCAAGUAGGCCACAUUAUUCAAAGCCAAGCACAAACAAUGGCUACUUCUAUCAGAAACAAUGUAAAUAGUGAUAAUAUUCUCAACAUUCUUAUUAAUAGCUUCCUUGUAAUUGUAAUUGCUGUCUUGUUGUACUUUGGAAUAUGGUGA
Messenger RNA from Naegleria gruberi, 744 nucleotides. RefSeq lists its product as uncharacterized. The coding region runs from base 1 to 744 and encodes 247 amino acids. The transcript has a single exon. The record is from RefSeq and is a predicted model, not a curated record. Lineage: Eukaryota; Heterolobosea; Eutetramitea; Acrasida; Naegleriidae.